AUGGCGGAUGACGACGGCGAGGCUGACAAUGGUAAGCAGGGGAAUCACGUCCGAGACCUUGGGCCGCAAUCAGUGAAUGCUCGGUGCACACGGUUUAGUUAUGCCACGGCCAACCGUUUGAGGAACCUGGACGGGAACUUGAAUGAGAAGAAGCAAUGGCCGAUGAAGUCGAUCAUCAUCAAUCAACAACUCGCCUCACCCCUGAGUACCCAGUUUUCAACCGCUGAGGGGUGUCCUUUGUAUCGGAGGUUCCCCGUGAAUGUUUCCAUCGGUAACGAACCGGUAGAGAACGCUUCCCCACAGGCCGCCGCCGACCAGACAGCUAACCGGCUAGCUAUGCUUGCGGAAGUAGCAAGCACAGUGGCUGAUACUACAGAACAUUCAAUACAACGGCCUACACAGCCAACAACCCCAAAAAGUUUAGGUGAUAUCGAGCCUUCACGGGACUGCAAAUUCAACACCAUUGCCGCUGCUGUUGCCACCAGCGCCCCCGACCACGUACCCAUGGAUCUGGAGAUGCCACGAGUGCGAUUCAGAGUAUCCCUUGACAGCCACCCGGCGAUGCUUGCAGAACGAGCCAGAUACCGGGAGACUCGUGUGGAAGCCGCUAUCGAGGUCCGCCAAGAGAAAGGUGGCUCGCGACAAAAGGAGUAUCAAAGUCCUCCCGUCAGCCGGCCCCACGAGGAACAGGGCAGCUUUGAGCACGAAAAGGACCUGGAGAGCGAAACACAAGAGGAGCGGGUUAAGGAGAGGAAGAAGGAUGCGGCAGCCCCCGAACAGUCUCACGGACCGAGAAGGAGCAGGAGGCUUUGGGUGAAAGAGGCCAGGGAGAAGUAG
This is a messenger RNA of Chaetomium globosum CBS 148.51, 837 nucleotides long. RefSeq lists its product as uncharacterized. Bases 1 to 837 code for a protein of 278 amino acids. The record is from RefSeq and is a predicted model, not a curated record. The transcript has 5 exons. NCBI's taxonomy places the organism in Eukaryota, Fungi, Ascomycota, Sordariomycetes, Sordariales, Chaetomiaceae.